AUGACAUCAGAGCUUCAAUUGCCUCCAGGCUUCAGAUUCCAUCCAACGGACGAGGAGCUCGUCAUGCACUAUCUCUGCCGCAAAUGCGCGUCGCAGCCCAUCGCCGUUCCCAUCAUCGCCGAAAUCGACCUCUACAAAUACGACCCCUGGGACCUUCCCGGUCUGGCUUCUUAUGGAGAGAAAGAGUGGUACUUCUUUUCACCACGGGACCGGAAGUACCCCAACGGUUCGAGGCCGAACCGGGCGGCGGGAACCGGUUACUGGAAGGCAACCGGGGCGGAUAAGCCCAUUGGUCACCCGAAACCGGUUGGGAUCAAGAAAGCGUUGGUGUUCUACGCUGGAAAAGCUCCGAAAGGGGACAAAACCAAUUGGAUCAUGCACGAGUAUCGUCUCGCUGAUGUAGAUCGCUCCGUUCGCAAAAAGAACAGCCUAAGGUUGGAUGAUUGGGUGCUGUGCCGUAUAUACAACAAGAAGGGCACGAUCGAGAAAUUACAACCGAGCAGCGACGUUAUUAUGAGUCGGAAAACUGAAUCGUCGGAAAUCGAAGAAAAGAAGCCGGAGAUUCUGAAAACCGGAGGAGGUCUUCCGCUGGCGCCGCCACCGAUUACGGAUUACAUGUACUUCGAUCCGUCGGAUUCAAUCCCGAAGCUGCACACAGACUCGAGCUGUUCGGAGCAGGUGGUUUCACCGGAAUUUGCAAACGAGGUGCAGAGCGAGCCGAAGUGGAACGAAUGGGAGAAGGGCUUGGAGUUUUCCUAUAAUUACAUAGAUGCCACUCUUAGCAACGGCUUCACCCAAUUUCCGAGCAAUAAUAACAAUAAUAUUCAGAUGUCGCCGCUGCAGGACAUGUUCAUGUACUGGCCCAAGUCCUUUUGA
Sphenostylis stenocarpa is the source of this 876-nucleotide messenger RNA. The record is from the annotation of a GenBank genome assembly. NCBI's taxonomy places the organism in Eukaryota, Viridiplantae, Streptophyta, Magnoliopsida, Fabales, Fabaceae.